Molecule: messenger RNA, 5646 nt
Organism: Oncorhynchus tshawytscha (Chinook salmon)
Lineage: Eukaryota; Metazoa; Chordata; Actinopteri; Salmoniformes; Salmonidae
Product: zinc finger protein 638-like
Exons: 22
Coding region: 430-5388 (1652 amino acids)
Biological process (GO): regulation of RNA splicing
Cellular component (GO): nucleus
Molecular function (GO): zinc ion binding; mRNA binding
Source: RefSeq, a predicted model, not a curated record
UAAUCAUUGGUUCUGUUUCUCGAUUAGUCAGCCUGUUUUCAUUGUAGGGCUUUUUGCGCAAGCGGUUAUAUCCUUCUUCACAGGGAAGAGAAGAGCCGAUUUCAGCAGGUCCCGCGAAGACAAACAAAGAACCACACCCGGUAUUGUAUGACAGCUUCGCGUUGCUCACAGAAAGUCCAUCCCAGUUCUACCCUCUAUCAGCUUGGGCAGAUAGGGCAGCCAGUGCCUUCGGUACCAUAGGCCGGGGAACCCCGUUCCUCUUCGGACCGUCCGCGGCUAUCCGCCUGGCCCAGAUCGAAGCCCAGCUAGCCCUGCACCAACUGAGCAUCAUCGCCGCUGCCAGUAACCACGGCAACCAGCAACGGGCCCUGCUCAACCUUCUCCAGCAAGCAGCUGCCAACAACAUCGCUCAGCCGCUCGCGCCCCGUCAUGUACCAGCCUCAGCAACAGGGGGCACCCUUCAACAGGCCCAGGAACAUGCCAUACCAUCAACAACAACCGGGCCACUCUACGGGCGGUAACAACAUGGCCCAGAUGAACAGCUACCAGGCGGGUCAGUUCCCGCCGCAAACACGUCUACCCGAGGAGCUGGAGUCGGCGAUCUCUGUCCGUGUUCAGGGUGGGAGGGACGAGGACCACCGACUACUCAACCAGAAUACCCAGAUCUCCCGGCAGCACUGUGUAGAUCCCCGCAUGCACGGGGACGGUCGGGGUGGGAGUUCAGAGACUGCCUAUUCUAACAGCAACAACCUUGUUUCGCUCUCCUGCGAUGACCAGCAGAAUCAGAUGCAAGAUGUGGACUGGUCCAACUACCAGACUCCCAGUAAACUCUUUGGUCUCAAUCAGCAGCAGCACCUCCAGCAGUCCUCCCACUCUCAUGCUAACCCCAACAGCGGGCAUUCAGGAGGGGGCAUGCAAAGCUGGAAUGCUCCUGUUUCUCAACCGGCUCGUCCACAGGGUGGAAACAUGCAGGGUCUGUACGUACCCGAGAGCGCAGGCAGUAUCCUGGCCGGCUUCGGUUUGUCAAACGAUGACCUGGAGGUUCUCAGCCACUACCCUGAUGACCAACUAACUCCAGACACUCUGCCCUUCAUCCUACGUGACAUACAGAUACACAAAACAAACAGAAACACAGGCCCUCCUGCAUUCUCUCAAACUCUCCCUGCUAUUCCUAACCUGCCGCCACCGCUGCGUCUUUCUCCACCACAGCGGCAUCCUGCACAUUCAUGUACGACCAACAUCCCAACUUUUCUGAGUGUGACUCAAACGGCGGGUAAAGUUAUCGACUACGGCCAUGCGAGUAGGGCGGCGGAAGAGGGUAGGGACUCUUACAAACGUGAGCUACCGUCCAAGGAGAGAGCGACUAAACCAGAGUCAAAGUCCACCGGUUCGUCUUUGAAACGUAAAGCUGAAUCCCCAAGGCGGCACGACGACUCUACCGACUCAAAGAAAGACAAAGACUACAGGAGGCGUGCUCCAAUCCCCGACACUCACAAGCACAAAAGAACGCCCGUCAGAGAGCCGCCAUCAAGAUCUCGGUCGGAGCGCGAAGGGUCCAGAUCAAGGCCACAGUUCGAAGUCAGGAGUGAGUCGUCAAAAUCAACCAGACCCUCCGGUGCCAAACGCAGCUCUAGCGCAACCAAGAGGCUCCCAACACCCACCAUGAUAGGUGAUUUCUCGGCGGACCCUCCGAAGGUGUACCCCCACACCUGCUCCCUGUGCGACAUGCAAUGUGAACGGGCUAAGGACUGGAUCGAUCACGUGAACACAGUCAACCACACAGCUAGCUGCAGAGAUCUGCGCAACAAGUAUCCAGACUGGAAUCCAAAUGUCCCAAGGAGGGACCCGUCUCAAGGUCAGGAUGCUUGUGCCACCUGGCAGUCCCUAGAACGCUCUCCCUCCCGCUCAGUCUCCCGUUCCUUGUCCUGGUCCCCCUCUCCCACCCCCCCUCCGGACCGAAGCCGAAGGAUCUCUCCGCCCACAUCCCAUGGACACGCCCCCCACACCUCUGGUCGGCACAGCCCCUCCCAGUCCCAUCGGGGUUCUGCCUCCAGUGCUCACAGGCUGGAGAAAAGAACCAGUGAAUCCUCAGGGAUAUCUACUGGGAGCUCCUCUCGAGAAGGCCUGAAGCGUUCUAGAAAUGACCCCGCCAAGUGUGCGACUGGCCACGGCAACAGAGCAGGGGUUUCUGGGAAACACGAGUCCGGGAAACGUGAGUCCUAUUUGUCGUCCACCAGCAAGUUUCCGGCGUCCAUGUCUGAGAAGCCACAUCGCCCAUCUUCCUCUGCUUCCUCUAAGCCAGGCGCCAAGCCAGUGGCCGGGAAGGAGACCGCCUUAGGACAGGACUCAGAGCUCCAGUCCUCCAACGCGCCACAGAAGAAGCCGAAUCCAACGCAGCAGAAGAAGAAUCCUCCAGGUUCCUACUUGCUCUAUCUGUCAGGCCUCCCUGUAGAUGCCAAGUACCAGGAAGUGGUGUCACUGGUGCAGUCCUUCGGCAAGGUCACCAACGUCCUCAUCAUCAGGAACGAGGAGGGGGAUGAGAACCAGGGGCAGCCGCAAUACAGUAAAGCCACUGUUUGCAUGCAGAAAGAGCAGGAUGCUAAAGCACUGGCUGAGUGCCUCACUCUCACCAUACGGGAACACCCCAUCUCUGUCUCCGACCAGAAUGGCGAGGAGGAGCUUACUUCCUCCAUACCUGUCAUUAUAAAGGGAGAAGUGAUCGGUGCUCCCAAGACACCUGCAGCCCCCAACGAGGCCAACUUGACCGUCAAAGUCCCAGAAGCCAGCGUUGGUCAGAAGAAUUCAAAUGAGAUACACAGGGAGCAGGUGAAGCCACAGAGGAAGAGGAAGAGGGGCUGUAGAGCGGGACAGCUCGAGAGACUCAAAAGACUACAGAGGGAAAACAAGAGGGGCAUGGUCAAGAUUACUGGACUUCCUGAAAGCGGCUGCUCCGAGAUUGAUAUCGCAAAGCUGGCCCAGCCCUUCGGUACACCUGUCAAGAUCCUCCUCAUCACCAAGCCCAGUGAGGCUUUGGUCACCAUGCAGGAUGUGGAGACAGCCCAGGAGAUGGUGAAAGUUUACACCGACAUGCCUGUCUGCAUCAAUGACUCUGUUCUGAACAUGAGCCUGCUUCCAAACCUCCUGGUGGACUUCAACAGACCGGUGGCACUUUUCCAUUCAUUGAUGGGACCCAGGAAUCCUGUUAGUAAGGCGGAGGUGGGAGGUGAUGAUGAUGACUGGAACCGUCUCCUGGUUGUCAGUAACAUCCCGGCCACGCCCUCCGGCCCAACAGAGAUCCAGAAACUGGUCCAGCGCUUCGGCACAGUCCAACAGACUCUGGCACUCAAGGACAAGAUCAUCUUUGAGAUGGGAACAGCAGACAUGGCCAAGAGUGUCUUCAACCGCUUCCAGAAGUUUCCCUGCAUAGUUCAGAACAACAAGCUUGCCUUCUCCUGGAAACCUGAUCCCAAGACUGAUCUACCUAAAGUCGACAUCUCCUCUGCCGGCUCAACAGCUUCAACUGAUGGCAAUGACUCUGCAGAGACCACUAUGCCCCCUGGUGGCCAGGAGGACUCACUGUCUCAGUCAGGAUUAAAGGUGGAGUCAGGAACCGGGGUUGAUACUAAGGUUGAAGGACAGGAGGUUCAGCCAGGGAUUGAAGGGAUGAACGUUGAAAUAGGGGUUCAAGCCACAAAGUCUCCAGCAUUAGGAGGAAAGGAUCAAGAGAAGGAGCCUGAUGCAUCUUCCUUACAGCCAGCAGGAGUGAACCAGAGAGAACCUGGAGGUCAGGGUGGAGAGGUCGUCACAGAGAAAGUUGUAGACAUUUCAACAACGGAGUCUGAAGAACCAGUCUCCUCAGAUGUUACCUCCGCUCCUCAAGCUGCUAAACCAGAGACAGAGAAAAUGUCUGUUUCCAGUUCCACAAUAGCCACCCCAGCCCCAAAAGUGAUGGCGGCCAUCAUAGAGGCCUUACGACAGGAGAGCAGGAACAGAUCCUCUACCAGGAUUACCACCGACCAGGCUGCAGCUGAGAAUCCUCCAGGUAAACAACCAAAAGAUAAGGAGACUCCAGAUGUUCAGGCUGCCCCCGCUCUACCCAGAGUGACCCCAGAGAUCCUGAAGGUGCUGCUGGAGGAGUGCAGGGUCCGGUCCACCAGUAGGGCUGGCGCUGAGCAGGCCAGGAAGGAGCAGGCUCAGGCGCCCCCUGCAGGCCAAAAGCCAUCCACUGGAAACCGAAGAGACCACAGUGGAGACAGGGAGCCUGGAAGAGAGCAGGCCACCAAGAGGAAGACCCGUGAGGAGGAAAGGGAGGAGAGGGAGAGAGCGAGGAGGGAGAGGGAGAGGAGGCUGAAGACUCAAGAGGAGGAGAAGGAGAAAGGAAGGAGGGAGAGAGAGAAGAGGCGGUCCCACAGGGAACGGUCAUCUGGAUCACCGGGGUCCAGGUCCUCUAUGCGGUAUGAGGGGAGCCGCCACAGCGGGAAGAGCGGCGCCAGGUCUGAGUCCAGGAGAGGAAACGGAGAGGAGAAACAGCAGGAAGAGGAGGAGUUAGGUGAGAAGCACGUCCCCUUCGACAUGGAAGACUUUGUGACUGUGGACGAGGUGGGGGAAGCAGCUGCGGUGCCCUGUCCUCUCCCUGAGACAACCACAGAGGUGACUGAGGUUACAGAGGUGACCGUCAAUGACCCUGUGACCACAGCCUCUGAGGCGGAGCAGCAGGCACCAGCUGACACUACAUCGAUGGAAUUGGAGGGUGAGCCUGGGACAGCCAAGGUACGGGAGGAAGCGCUGGACAAACGAGAACAGAAGGAGGGGUUGUCCCCAGCAACCACAGAGGGGUCGGUGAAGACUGCAGAGGGACAUGGGGACGUGACAGAGGAGACAUUUCCUGACUGUCAGGAUGACAUCAAAGAGCCUGUGGUCACUGUGCCGAAGACAACCUGCCACGAGGUCACUGAGGAGUCCACAACCACAGACGCACCUGGCGCCGCUGGAGAAGAGGAACGGGAUGGACGAGUGGAGGGCCUCAACAUGGGGACGUUUCUGACGGUGGACGAGGUGGGACAGGUGGAGGAGGACGGGGAGAAGAGGUCUGCUGAGAACGUGGAGUCGAAGCGAAGGAGGACAUCUCAGGAGGAGAGAGAGGAGGAGACGGCGAGGAGGAAGAUGAAGAUGGAACCCCUCUUUUAUAAAGACUACAGCAUCCCUCCCUUCAACCCUGACAGCCCUGUCGGCAUGGAGUUUCUGGUCCCCAAGUCAGGCUUCUUCUGCAAGGUGUGUUCUAAGUUCUAUAGCGGAACUGACGAGGCUGAGAAGAACCACUGCAAGACCCUCAAACACCAUCAGAACCUGGAGAAAUCCCUGGAGAAGUGGAGAGUGAAGAAAGACUGACUCCGUGAUGAGCUGAAGAGUUAAAUAUUGACUGUCUGUGUCCCAACCACGGACUGAUUCAUUCCUGUCUUAACUCUUUUCCCACUUCCUUGUUUUUGUUUUUCUUCCCCAUGGGUCCAAUAUCACUCACUCACUCACACACAACUAUAACUGUUUCUUUUUGUUAGUUAUUUUCCCAUGAUAUAGAAGACAAGUGACUCAAUAGAGAGAAAUUAAAGUAGAAACCAGUGUACAAUGAAAAUAAAGUGUUUUAUUCAA